AUGUCUUGGCGCCCAGUGGUCUAUCAUUCACGUUCUAUGUCUAGCUGUGAACAGAGAUAUGCACAGAUAGAGAAAGAAGCCCUAGGUGUGACUUGGGCUUGUGAACGCUUCAGCAGUUAUCUGAUUGGAAAGAAAUUUGAAGUAUUGACAGACCACAAGACACUGGUUUCAUUACUUGGAUCUAAAGACCUAGAUACACUUCCACCUAGAAUUCAGAGAUUCCGUAUGAGAAUGAUGAGAUUCCAUUACAGCAUCAAACAUAUACCUGGUAAAGAUCACGUAAUUGCUGAUACUCUUUCAAGGGCACCUGUAGCAAAUAAUAGCGUGAACAAUGACAAUUUACAUGGGGCUAGUCAAGAUUAUGUUGACAUGGUCUAUUCAAGUUUUCCAGCUAGUGACCARCAGUUGAAAAACAUUGAACUACAUCAACAAGAAGAUGAUACUUGCUUACUCAAACUCUAUUUGCCGGUGGCAUCGGAACUGACGGUUGUAAAUGGACUGUUGAUGAGAGGAAGUCGUAUUGUAACUCCAAGUUCUUUGAGAAUGGACAUGCUUGAUAAACUCCACUCAGGACAUCUUGGUAUUGUUCGCUGCCGUGAGAGAGCAAGACAGUCAGUGUGGUGGCCAGGAUUGGCUCAGCAGUUACAAGAGUGUAUAGAAAAUUGCAGCGUCUGUCGACUGAAUGCAAGGAAUCGUGCUGAACCUCUUAUCCCAUCAGAGCUACCAGAGCUACCAUGGCAGAAACUUGCAGGCGAUCUUUUAAGGCUGAUUUACACGCAUGGUUUCAGCCCAGCUGAGCUGUUAAUGUCAAGACGCCUUAGAACAACUGUGCGUAUUGUGUCAUCUCAUCUUAGACCUACAGUUCCUGAUUACAUCACUGUGAAAGCCAAGGAUGRCAUGAUAAAGGAAAGGCAGAAAAGGAAUUUUGACAACCAUCAUGGUGUUAAAGAGUUGAAUCCCCUCAAUACUGGAAACAAAGUUUGGAUAUCAGAUCUUAAGUCAUAUGGGACAGUUGUUAGCAAUCCACAAAACAGAAGUUAUGUUGUUACUGUAAUGGGGCUUGGCUUACUAACUAGAUAG
Molecule: messenger RNA, 1080 nt
Organism: Exaiptasia diaphana
Lineage: Eukaryota; Metazoa; Cnidaria; Anthozoa; Actiniaria; Aiptasiidae
Exons: 3
Coding region: 1-1080 (359 amino acids)
Source: RefSeq, a predicted model, not a curated record